Molecule: messenger RNA, 1833 nt
Organism: Symbiodinium sp. CCMP2592
Lineage: Eukaryota; Dinophyceae; Suessiales; Symbiodiniaceae
Source: the annotation of a GenBank genome assembly
GACUGGAUCAAGCAGCACAACGAAGAAGUUGAGCUCGAGAUCAAAGGCAUCAAGCAGAAAGGCGUCUGGCGGCUCGUCGGGGAAGAGGGUGUCUUCGAUUUCGAAGAAUACGAAGACACGGCCGUGGCCGAGAAGAUCAUCGAACACGAGGGCGGGGACGAACCGUUCUCUGAGGUGGCCUUCGCCCGGAAGAAAGAGGCCAUGCACAACGCCUGGACGGCUCAGAGCAAGGCUCGAGAAGCCGUGUCUGUCAAAGGCCCAGAGCUUGGCAUGGAAGCCUUGUUGGCCCUUGUGCAAAACACGGCCUCAGGCCAAGGUUCUUCUUCCAAGCAGCGGCCUCUGGCCAGGUCUCGAAGCCGCUCGCGUGCUGGCAGGUCCAGCAAGGCCAGCAGCUCUAGCGAUGAAUCUGCCAGCGACGCUGAAGAGGGGUCCAAGCCAUCAGCCAAGGGUGCAAACACGAAGAAAGUGUCUGCGCCGUCUGCGCCUGUGGGCCAGGGCCACGGCAGCAGAGGAGGAUCAGGAUCAGGACCAAGAACCGCCUUGGUUCUGGACGCAACACCAGCAGCACCCAUGCAGUUGGACGGGCGUGCAAACAGAACCCUGAGGCGAUGCCAGACGGAGAUCGACAAGCUCAAGAAGACCUUGCAAGACGUGGACUUGAAAGACAAAGCCCAGGGCCCACAAGCAACUGCGUCGAAGGAAUACCGGACUCAUUGCCAAAAACGUGUCACCACCAUCAACAUAGCUGUCCGAGAUGCAGGGGCUACGAUCAAGGCGGUGGACAAGAGCAGCAACAAAGAGACCUUUGAAACACAGUUGCAAGAGCUGCAGCAUUACACGGCUUUGAGCCAGGCUGUUGUGCGUUUGAUUCAGAUGAUGCCGGCAGCCAGACCUGACCCCGAAGAGUUCAUCAAAGUGUUGAGCGAGGUCAAGAAGCUAGACAUUCUGGGCUUGUCGUUUGGGCCAGGUUUUCAAAUGAAGUGUUUGAUGGCCAGAGCCAAUGAGAGUUGCCUUCACGGGGAUCAUGAGAAGUUCACCGACAUUUUGAUGCACAGGUCAGAAGAAGCUCAGCCGCUUCUUAGCAGCAUGAACCUUCCUGAUUUGCGCUCCCACAUUUGCACAGAGGUUGAAAACCGAAUGCUGGCAUCAAUGCGAGCCAUCACCACAGAAGAGCUCCAGCUUAAGAUGCAAGGCAAGGCUUCCAGUGAGGAUACACCCAACUUGCACGAAGCAACCUCCCUAGCCAAAGCAGUUGCAAAAGCAUGCGCGGACAGCGAUUUUUUGGCUAGCGACCUGCAGGAGUAUGCUCAGAUGUCCGCUGCACUCCUUGACCAACAUGAUAUCAAAAGGUUGGAAACACAAACGCUGAAGGUCAAAGAAAAGGCUUCUGAGAAGCUUGAGCGCGUGCAGGGCAUGAUUCGUUUCUUUCUGCAGCAUGAUGUUGGCAAGGAUUUGAUGUCCAUGGCUAUCAGCCGAGUGCAGGAGGGUGAGCUGGAAGCAGAUUUUCAGGCCUUGGUCCGGGUUGCUGAAAAGGAGGUAAGCACUUUGGCCUGCGCGGCUGCCAAACCGCCACUUCCUGAAGCCUCGGGAUGCAGCUUAGGACCUGAUGUCCUGGCCCAGGCCAUCGCUCCUGCGUUUGAAGCUGUAGCCAGCUUGAAAGCUUGCAAGUUUCUCAAGUCGAAGCAAAGCAAGAAAGCCCUGGGUGAAGAUGGAACGCUUCCAGCAGAGUCUGUCGCGUCUUUGGAAAAGCAGCUGUCCAAUGCUGCUGUCCAGCUGGUGAGUCCUGACUUGUCCUGCACCGUGACAGAGCAUUUGCUGCUUGCUCCGGUUUAG